Molecule: messenger RNA, 2587 nt
Organism: Branchiostoma belcheri (Belcher's lancelet)
Lineage: Eukaryota; Metazoa; Chordata; Leptocardii; Amphioxiformes; Branchiostomatidae
Product: protein TBRG4-like
Exons: 9
Coding region: 203-2134 (643 amino acids)
Biological process (GO): regulation of mitochondrial mRNA stability; mitochondrial RNA processing
Cellular component (GO): ribonucleoprotein granule; mitochondrial matrix
Molecular function (GO): RNA binding
Source: RefSeq, a predicted model, not a curated record
UCGGUAUCACCUAUGUAGUCUUUGCGACCUGACAAUUCCAACAUGGCGGCGUCCACAAACGUGGUUAGCCCGUAACUUUCAAGAAAAAUCAGAGUUUUAUGCAAUUAUCUGUAAGCCAUAUACAUCCAGGGACCGCUGCAUAAUCUCGGUCCUUUCUUAUUCUUGAUACCCGUGGAUUGGGAAAGGAGAUUUAAUCAUCACCAUGGCAACACGACUGCUGCGUAUUCUCCACCUGAGACAGCAAGCGUUAACUCUCUGGAAACGGUUGACAGUGUCAGUAUGGACAGGUUACGUGAACAGGACACUUCUGUUGAGAAGAUUGCCCAGUAGUACUACAGCAGUCCACAGUCAACACACGGAUGUAGAAAGCGGUGUAGCAGUAGCAACCGAAGGCUCACAAAAUACAGACUUGGAAACACAAAGGUUCACCUUGGAGACAAGGUUAAGAAAUGCACAGCGUCUAGAAGACAUCUGGAAGGAGGUAAACGAUGAAGGCAUGACCGGAGACAACGCAGUUCUCGCCAUCUCCAAGUUGCACAGCUUCACGCAAACCAUGAAGGACGAGGGAGUAACGAACGACUUGAUUCUUCAAGAUCCGAACUUCCUAGUCCUGUGUAAUGUCGCAAAUGACAGCGUGACCAAGAUGUUCACGGGCAGCCUACUUUCGAUGCUCAGGAACUUGCUCCUGAUUGGUAUGAACCCAGAGAGCAAGAUAAUCAAGUCCCUGGAGACAGAGAUCCGCUGGCGCAUGCGGAGACUGAACAUGUACCACCUGUGCUUCCUGGCACAGUUCCCCAUGCACGGCAGUUCCACCACGGAGAGCCAGAAGGAGCUCAUGAGCGAGGUGCUGCGCAAUCUGGACAUGCGGUGGACGGAGCUCCGCGAGGCUCGGUCCGUGGUCCAGCUGAUGGUCAGCGUGGGGCACCUCUCCACUGGCCUGAUGGAGAAGCUAGAAGACAAAGUACUGGAGAUGGCAGAACAGCUGACACAGGAAGAGACCGCGAGAGUGCUGCAGGUCCUGGCCAAUCGCGGCCGGCGGACAGUCCCGCUACUCCGCGCCCUCGCAUACCACCUGUCCCGCCGACAGUUCCGUCUGGACACGGACGUCGCCUCCACCGUGGCGUACGCCUUCGCCAACCUGAACUUCCCGAACACGGCAGUUCUACAGAAGAUGUCGGGGGAACUGGUAGAACAGGUGCCGCAGCUGAAACCCCCCACAGUCAUCAGCUUUGCCAAGUCCUACUCCUACCUGAAGUGGCACCACCAGCCUCUCAUGGACGCCAUGGCUGCUUACGUCCUCACAAACCUCAAGUUUCUCUCAGAAGAACAGGUGGCAAACUUUUUGCUGGCAUUUGGCAGGCUAAACUUCACUCCAAGCAGUGCCGAUGAGUUCUUUGAGCAGGUUGUCCCCUAUGUGACAGAAGGUCUGUCCUCCUUACCCAAGUGGAUGCAGCUGGACCUGGUGUGGUCUCUGGCCAUCCUCGGCAGACUGACCCCAGCACUGGUGGCCAAAGUACUGACCCCAUCCUUCUACAUGUCACUUACAGAAGGACUGUCCUUCAAGGCACAGUCCGCUCUGCUGAAGAUCCUCCACAUUCACACCACCGUCCAGCAGGAACUGACCGGCUACUCCGGCCCCCUGCUGACCACUGAGUUCUGCCACCCCAGUAAGAUCCACGUCAGCCCCGGGAAGAACAACAAGGCAGCGUUACCUGUGGUGGACACCAUCGCAACGGUGGUGGGCGGGCUGCACAAGCUACGGUCUGAAGUCGUCACUCCGUACGGGUGGACUAUUGAUUGUGAGUUUGUGCUGGACAAAGACAACCGAGGGCUGACUGUUCACGAGUACCAGGCUGACCACAUCCCAGGGGACCAAUCAGAACUGACGACACUACCAGAUGGAAGCCACAGGUUUGCGACGCUGGUGUGGGAGUAUGGGAACUACUGUCACCAAAGUAAGAAACUGCUUGGCAGGUUCUCCAUGUGCAGACGGCAUCUUCAGGCUGCCAACUUUACCUUACUAGAGAUACCAUUUUACGAGUGGAAAGAGCUAAAGUCAGAGUUCCAGCGGGUAGAGUAUAUCAAGGACAAGAUACGUAAGGCUAUAGCAGAGGAGGCUGUUAAUGUAUUAUAGCCAGCAUAUACAACAUAACAAAGUAACAAGAAAUCUGUGAACAAAAAUAGAGUUUGGUAUUAUAAUGUUCAAAUGUUAGGAUAUUGCGAACAGUUCUAAGGGUUAUCCCAUUUGAUUAAGGGGGGUGAUCACCUUGCAUAUCAAAUCCUAUCUGUCUUACAGUCACUUAUAUUAUGUACUGGACCACUCCUCUGGCAUUUUCAUGGAAUAGACCUUAAUUUUCAGUUAGGACAGAAUUAGUAUUCAGCAGUGACUUUGGACAUGCAUUCUCAAAGUAGGAUAAUGUUACCACUACCAGGGCUAUUACAAUCAAAAUCAAGAUUAAGUUACUUCAAUUUUUCUGCUCACAGUCUGCUCUAUCUAAAUGAUGUAGGAUACACGACAUAGUACUAUACUGUGUGUGCAGUUGUCAAUAAUACAUCUAUGGAAUUAAAAUGUCUGUUAAAACCUGAA